AUGGCCGUUCACGAGUUGGACGACAUGGCUCCGGCCGACAACCAGCAACAGCCCAUGCAGAUUCCCGACCAGGGUGAAAGGCAGGACAGACACCGGCCGCGUUCGUCGUGGGCCCAGAUCCUGCUUAUCAGCUUCAUUUGCUUCUGCCUCCCCGGCAUGUACAAUGCGUUGACGGGCCUAGGAGGAUCCGGGCAAGUCGACUCGACCGUCGCCGCCAACGCCACCGUCGCCCUCCUCUCGACGACCGCGGCGACGGCGCUCUUCGUGGUCGGCCCCAUCUUCUCCUGGGUCGGCCCCCGCUGGUGCUUCCUCAUCGGCGGGUGGACCUAUGCCCUGUACAGCGGCAGCCUGCUGGACUUCAACCACCACGCCAACGGCGCCUUCGUCAUCACGGCCGGCGCCAUCCUGGGCGUGGGCGCGUCCUUCAUCUGGAUCGUCCAGGGCGCCAUCAUGACGACGUACGUGGAAGAGUCUCAGAAGGGGCGGGCCAUCGCCGUGUUCUGGGUCAUCUUCAACCUCGGCGGCGGCAUCGGGUCGCUGGCGUCGUUCGGCCUCAACUUCCACUCGACCAAGGGUACCGUGACGGACUCGACCUACAUCGCCCUCAUGGUGAUCAUGAUCUUCGGCUGGCUCCUCGGCUUUUUCAUCUGCUCGCCGUCGAGCAUCCACCUCGCCCAGCUGCACGCCGCCGUCGAGACCGAGAGACACACGGUCCGCGGCAGCAUCGACACCGCUGUGCGCACCAUGAUGAAGUGGCGCGUCGCCUGCAUGCUGCCGCUCUUCUUCUCGGCAAACGUCUUCUACAGCUACCAGCAGAACAACGUCAACGGCCUGACCUUCAACAUCCGCACCCGCUCCCUCAACGGCGCCCUGUACUGGAUCGCCCAGAUGCUCGGCGGCCUCGUCAUCGGCCUCCUCCUCGACCUGCCCUGGCUCGACCGUCCCGCACGCGCCCGCCUCGGCUGGGCCACCGUCUUCGUGUCCGGCAUGGUCAUCUGGGGGGGCGGGUAUUCAUUCCAGAGGUGGGAGGACAACAGGCUGGCCCAGGGCCUGAAGCAGGACAUCGACUACUCGCAGGGGCGCAUCUCGACGGGCCCCAUCUUCCUGUACAUCUUCUACGGCGCCUACGAUGCCCUAUGGCAGGGCUUCUGCUACUGGCUCAUCGGGACAGAGUCGAACAGCGCCAGCCGGUCGGCGAUACUCGUGGGGGCGUAUAAGACGUUCCAAGCGACCGGCGGUGCGAUGGCGUGGAGGGUCAAUGCUCUUCACGUAAGUGGCAUGACCCAGUUGGGGAUGAAUUGGGGAUUGUGCAUCGGGUCGUUGCUCAUCGUGCUGCCGACGGUUUGGACGGUCUCGAAGCAGACGACUGUUGAGGAUGAGGCUGGUUAUACGCCGCCGGAGCCAGAGCAAAAGGCGGUCGAUUAG
Messenger RNA from Phialemonium atrogriseum, 1425 nucleotides. RefSeq names its product major facilitator superfamily transporter. The record is from RefSeq and is a predicted model, not a curated record. Lineage: Eukaryota; Fungi; Ascomycota; Sordariomycetes; Cephalothecales; Cephalothecaceae. The transcript is spliced from 2 exons. Bases 1 to 1425 code for a protein of 474 amino acids.